UUGUUCGGCCAGGAACAUGCCCUUAUCUUUGGAUCAAAAUGGCGGCAGGGUGUAAGUACCGCGUUUUAUCAAUUCUUCUUUUGACGAACAAAAUAUUCCCGGUUUCUACAGAAACUGUACUUGGUGAAAAUGUGGAUGAGGAAUUCGACUUUGACGGCGUCCCCGGAGUUCAGCAUGAGUUCAAAGUGGAAGUAGCGGCGGGGAAGGAGGAGUGUUUCUACCAGUUCGCCGCGGAAGGGAGCAGACUCUAUGUGUCGUAUAGUGUUGUGAGAGGCGGCGACAGGAACAUCGAUUUCUUCCUCUUGGGCAUAUACGGCGAAGUCGUCGACACGCAGUACGACAAGCCUGGAGCCAUGGUGCAGACAGAGAUGAAGGAACGAGGCUAUAUGGAGUUCUGUUUUGACAACACACAGAGCAGGUAUGGUUCUAAGUUGGUGUACUUCUUCCUGAUGACCUUCCUCAUUGACAGAUGGAGCCAGUACUUGAAGGAUGUAGAUGAGAUCCGAGGUCUCACUGUCAAUCUAUCUUCGAUACUUGAGGGCGUAGAGCUGUCUCUGACGGACGUGGACAAAUAUCAGACGCACACUCGCCUCAACGUCAUGCGCGACUGGUACCUCCUCAACGAGAACCAGCGCUACGUGGGGUACUGGUCUGUGGCCCUGUGUGUGGUAGUCCUGGUGGCGGGGGUGGGGCAGGUGGUCUUCCUCAGGAGGAUGUUUAGGAUGCCCACCGUCACCCCGACGUCCAAACCCCGGGCGUGAUAGGGACUCAGAAUAUUUUUCUGAUACUGUACUAAAGUUUUUGUAUGAGUAUCCUCCACCUAAACGCUGGAACGUAGCUCUGCACAAGUGAUGCUUAUGCUGGGGUUUUAUCGAAAAAAAAUUAAUUGCCCAGGAAAUGCUUGCCAAAAUAAUUAUGCUUCAGCCUGUAAAAAAAAUAAGGAAUCGUCUGCCAAGAAGAAUACAUUGUUGCAAGAUGUUUUGUUUAAUAAAAAGUUUUCUCCUAAUGAAUUUUAUAAAACAUAUCUGGUUUUGCAAAAAUAUAACCGUAGUUUGUAAUAAGCAUAUAUACAGCAUAUAUACAACAAAUGACCGGUGUAAAGUUUGAAAGUAUAUCCCCCUUUCAAAGUAUACUCGGGUAGAUUCUGGAGCUCCCACAAUCUACCUCCCUUUCCCAGAAUCAACCCCCGGGGGUAUAAUCUGGGAGCUCC
This is a messenger RNA of Haliotis rufescens (red abalone), 1210 nucleotides long. Its product is annotated as transmembrane emp24 domain-containing protein 6-like. The transcript is spliced from 4 exons. Bases 39 to 761 code for a protein of 240 amino acids. NCBI's taxonomy places the organism in Eukaryota, Metazoa, Mollusca, Gastropoda, Lepetellida, Haliotidae. Gene Ontology annotation, biological process: intracellular protein transport; endoplasmic reticulum to Golgi vesicle-mediated transport; Golgi organization. Gene Ontology annotation, cellular component: COPII-coated ER to Golgi transport vesicle; Golgi apparatus; endoplasmic reticulum-Golgi intermediate compartment. The record is from RefSeq and is a predicted model, not a curated record.